ACAGAUUCCAAAAGAAGGUUCCUCUUCUCUCGUCCGAAGUCAAGUGAAGUCGAAAGUGAACACAACAUGACCACCACAACGCAUGCCAACACUUGGUGGUGCUGGAGCUCGAAAUGAGAGUGAAAAGGUGGAAAACCACCAAGCCGUGUCCGUUUUAGUGUGGUGAAGAUUUGAUCAUCGCCUAAAGGCAGCAAGAAAAAAAACAAAAACGAUCAGUGGUCAGUGAAACUGCCUGUCAAAAUCGAAGAUUUAUUGUCGUUUAGGAGGAAAAUUCGGCGCAGUGCUUUGGCGGUUUGAGACUAAUUACCGAAUGGUACAGCUCAUAUGAGGAAUAAGUGCUUUUCUCCAAUAUCCGUCCCACGCAAAGAAUGCACCCAUAAACCUACGAGUGGCCACAGGAAAAUGAACUACCACCAAUUGACGAUAAGAUAAAACCUUGCCGGACUCUUUUGUUGUGCAUUUAUAAUGAGAUAUGAAAACAUUGAAAGUGAAAGUACCGAACCGGCAGAAAAUGAAAACAGAUUCACCGAACGAUAAAUUUGGAUAGUAUUGAAUGCACAUUACCGUUCCGUCUACGACGAGAUCCGAAUCAAGAUGGAGAAAAUCAUAAAACUGUUACCAAAAUGUGGCAGACGAUCGAACGUGAAGCCCUCGAAGCUUCUGUUGACGAUCGGGUUGCUCGCUGCCAUCGCCGGAAGCUGGCACGGUGCCUCAGGUCAACGGGACACAAUUUGUCCUCCGCAAGAUAUCAUUCUGCCCUGUCGAUGUUCCCAACGGGGUAGCGAAAUUCAAAUAUGGUGCUCGCACAGCGAUUUGCCACGUGUACUGACCGGUUUGAAAGCCGUUUCCAAAUCCAUCAAUAGACCCAUUGAUGAAUUGAUACUGGAGAACAAUUUCCUCCCUUCUCUACCCGGACGAACCUUCGCUCCGUUGAACAUCCUUCGGUUGAUGCUGCGACACAAUGGUCUGGAACGAGUUUCCAACGGGUGGUUGAACGAUCUGGACAAGAGCUUGGUCGAGGUGUUCAUCGUUGAACGAAAUCUACGUAGUCUUCCGGUGGACAGCCUGGCAGGUUUGCGCAAACUGGAAGCCGUAACGAUUCAGAGUGAUAGUUUGAAGCGAUUGCCGGACUUUUCCAGUCUACCGAAGCUGAGGUACAUCUCGGUGCAGAGCUCAUCCCUGAUCGAGAUGUCUCCACAGAGUUUCCGAGAUUUGAAGAAUCUGGAAACUGUUAGCAUUGCCGGUAGUCGCACGUUGACGCGGUUGGAAGGUGGAUUAUUCAACGAUCUGCCCAAGUUGAGUUUGAUCAACUUGUCUGAAAACGGGAUCGAUUGGGUCCAUCUGAGGGCAUUCGCUGGACUACCAAGUCUAAAGACGCUGCAGCUUAGCGGAAAUAAGCUUGCCGAUGCUGGAAUGAUCGGACGGGCAGUGAAGGACAUUCCUAAUUUGACAGUGCUGAAGCUGGACCGGAACGUGAUCUCCAAACUAAACGAAGCUAGUUUCGUUGAUCUUCCGGCAUUGAAGGAAUUGUACCUGAAUGACAAUACAAUUACGGAGAUAUUUCACGGUGCGUUUCAUAGGACGCCCAGCUUGAAGUUGGUUCACUUGGAGAACAACUAUUUGAGACGAGUUCAUCCGGAGUCGUUCCUGCAGGCUUCCGGAAGCGGAGUGGAAGUUAUCCAUCUACAGCAGAAUGAAGUUGCUCGCGUUGAAGAACUUCGCUCACUGCUGGAUGCCCUGCCGAUGCUUCGGUUCUUGGAUCUGAGUUACAACAAACUGGAAGCGAUCCCAUUCGGAGCUCUACGAGGUCAUGGUACUUUGGAACAAUUGUACCUGAACAACAACAAGAUUAGGAUGAUCGAGCGGGAUGCUUUCAUGGCUAUGCCAGGACUUCGCGAGCUCCGUCUGAGUAACAAUUCCCUUUCGGAUGUGCUUCCGAUGCCCUUCUGGAAUCUUCCCGGGCUCAAGGGCAUUGACAUCUCGUACAACAACUUUCACCGCGUAGAACCAACCCUCCUGAUUGGAGUGCCAUCCCUGCGAAGAUUCGACAUCAGCGGAAACUCGCUGAGUGUUCUCGAUCCAGCUGCCUUUGUAAACAGCCCGAUGCUUGAAACAGUGAACAUUUCGUUUAACGAAUUGAGUUUGAUCCACCCAGCAACUUUCCGUGAUCUGAACCACCUCUUCGAGGUGGACGCUGGCAAUAACAAGCUUCAGGAGUUCAUUCCGGGACUACCGCUAGCCGUCGAAAGGGUAAACCUUCAGCGGAAUCAAAUCGCAACACUACCACAACCACCUUCCAACAUCCUGGAUCUGCCAGCUUUGAGAAUGCUGGAUAUAAGCGCCAACCACUUGACUCGACUUGCCAAAGGUACGUUCCAGUCGACCCCUCAGCUGCGAAUCCUCGGCUUGGCCAGAAAUCAGCUUCAAAGUAUAGACGAAGGCAGCCUAACUGGGAUGAAUCGCCUGGAGCUACUCAACUUGCAGGACAAUCGGCUACUGGCUCUUCACGAGCGGUCGCUGAGUUCACUGGAGAACCUACGGGAGCUGAACCUGCAGGGCAAUCGGAUCGAGGUGCUUGUCGAUCACCUUUUGGAUAGCAACGGAAACUUGGAGCGGUUCGAUGCUUCGCGAAACAGUAUAGUGGAUAUUUCGGCAAAGGCUUUCCGGAAUAGUCGAUCGCUGCAGGUACUUGAUCUGUCUGCCAACAAGUUGAGAGAAUUACCGGAAUCGUUGACUGGAUUAAGUGAGCUGCGGGAGAUUGACGUUAGUUUCAACGAACUGACGGAUCUGACGCCGAAUGUCCUUGGCUCGUGGAGAAACCUGGAAGAGCUGAAGGCUUCCAACAAUCGGGUGAAUCAGCUUCAUCAAGGAUCCUUGAGAAACCUACCGCUGCUUCAGUACAUGGAUUUGUCAAGUAAUGAGUUGACGAAUCUGGAGCAUGGAUCGCUGCGUAAUUUGCCCGAACUACAGGAGAUAGUAUUGGCUGACAAUAAGCUCACCGAUUUGAAAGAUCGAGUGUUUGAAGAUCUACCGAAUCUACAGGCCGUUCACUUGCAGCAGAAUAAUCUGCAGUUCGUCGCAUCACAGACCUUCUACCGGUCACCGUCGAUCGUGUAUCUGAACCUCUCAUCGAACCAAUUUCGCAACUUGGAUAGCGUAGGAUUACGAAGUGUACGUAAUUUGGAGGUGCUGGAUCUGUCCGGGAAUUUCAUCCGAAAGAUCACGCCCAACCCGCUCCGUGGUCUAGAUUGGAUCGUCGAACUGAAGCUCGACAAUAAUAAAAUCUGCGGAAUUCAGGGCGAACCGUUCGCCACGAUGCCUAGACUGCGGGUGUUGAGCAUUCGCAACAACCAGCUGAUUCGGGUCCCGGAAUCGGUAUUCCGUAAUUUGCGAAGCAACAUUGCCAUUCUGGAUAUUGAUGGUAAUCCGCUGGAUUGCAACUGCGAUAUGCUGUGGUACCGUGGUUGGCUUCAGGAAACGGGAAAUCUCUACCCAGGUCCGCGAUGUCGGGACGGGAAAUUGCUCAUGGAUUUGCGUCUGUCUAGAAAUGAAUGUAACACUGGUGCAAGAGCUGGCACUGGUCCAGAUGAACGUAUUCCAUUGACCAACGAUCAUGGGGACGUCUUCACGCGUGGUCUAGAUUUCGAUGAUUGUGAAUCGGAGAGCUACGAAACGCUGCCUCCGGGACCGGCACCGGGAAUUGGUCCUGGCAGCAUCGCCAUCCCGCCAUCGCCGGUGGAAAGAGACCCUCAAGGCCCGCACAACUUCAGCCAGGGUUUCGUCAAUUUCAACAAUAACAAAUUCAACAACCUGUACAAUCAACCACCACCAACAGUGCAGAACAACUCGCCGUUUACGUUCUUUGGAGUGCCGAUCCCCAGUUUGAACAUUGGGAAGAUGUUCGGAGGAUCCGGGCGAAGUUCCAACAAUAGAGCAUCUGCGGGAACUAGGGGAAAAGGAAGGGUUCAGGUGUACCGUCCAAAUGACCCGGCGGGCCCGUCGAAUUACAAAAACGGCGAUCGACUGGAUUCGGCCAUCGCGGUGAAAACUUCCGACGAUAACCAAGAGAAGAAUCCAGGAGCUUCCAACGACAACAACCUUUUCUAUAGGCCUUACUUCCAGACGUCCUUCCAGAAACCUGACAUCCAAAAGGGUGGUUUCACUCCGGUAAUUCCUGGCAGUGAAGGUGGCUUUAAGCCAAUAACCGAUCCUACGAUCAAGAUCAUCAAGCAGAACAUCUCCGGCCCUGGAAAGUGGCCGGAAGAAUUCAGCGAUCGCGUUCCUCUGGUAUCCGAUACGACGCGCUAUCUGCAGAAGAAUAAAUUCGAAGCGACCAUCAAGCCGUCUCACCAUGCUCCCUACUUUGUCGAUGGAAUAACCCACGGGAAUCCACCACCCACGUCUCACCACGCUGCACCACCCAAGGAUUCAGAAAACACCAAAGAAAGCACAAAUCGUUCCGAGAUAACGGAGAAACCGAACCCUUCGAAGAACUCCGAAAUGGAAGAAGAUGACGAUGAGGACGGCGAAGAAGAAGAGGAUACGGAGGAGGAGAUUGACCAGGAACCAGCUACACCAUUCCGAGGAGCUUCCAAAUACGAAGAGUCCGAUCUUACCACGCGUCUCUCGAUCGAACUGGGAACCGCUACCACAGUUGGGCCCCUGAGUUUCAACAAACCUUACACUCUGCACAAGAACGAACCCACUAUGACCCGAGAGCUAACCCGUGCACCAACAAGCGAGCUCUACGACGGAGUCAACCACUCUCCAAGCUCCCUUUCGGCGCUGGUCUCACCAGGAUCAGCGGCUCAACAGAACACUGUACCCAGUGGCAGCGGUGGAGGAUCAAGUGCCACAAAGCGACCGCCCGGCAAGUCCACGAUCGUGAAGGUUGCCUCUCCUGUUUCCUCUACGGUGACCCCGUUUGUGGGAAGUUCUCCACGUGUGGACGAAUUCUCGGCCGGGACGCAUCGAAGCGUGUCCAAGUACGACAACGGAGGUGACUUUGUUACGCAGAAUAUCGUCGAUCUGGCACAGCACCAUCAUCACCCGAUCGAGGGCAAUGAGAUACGGAAGCGAGAGGACAUGGAUUGGUACUAUGCCACCUACAAUCGAACGCCGAUCUACGAUGACUUUGAUGGACCCGGGUUGAAUCCGUUCAAGAGCGGUUCUGGAAAGAGGCAAUGGUCCUCGGUGAUCUUGGCUGCUGUCGUCGGAAUCGUGAUGAGGUUUUUGAAUUAGAUUUAUUAUAAAUAGCUUUAUGAAUUGUAAGAUCCUAAGAUAGUACGUAGAUUUCAAUGCGCGAAAGAAAAGAUGUUACAAUCAGAGAAGUGAUAUAGUUUUAGAAAAGCCGUUCAUUUGUAAAAAGAUUUCAUUCUA
This is a messenger RNA of Ochlerotatus camptorhynchus, 5379 nucleotides long. RefSeq names its product artichoke (gene atk). The transcript has 6 exons. Bases 595 to 5241 code for a protein of 1548 amino acids. Gene Ontology annotation, molecular function: protein binding. Lineage: Eukaryota; Metazoa; Arthropoda; Insecta; Diptera; Culicidae. The record is from RefSeq and is a predicted model, not a curated record. Gene Ontology annotation, cellular component: extracellular matrix.